AUGAGCACUUUGCAGCGUGCUCAUGAAGCUCUCUCAUGCGCUCUCUCAUGCGCUCUCUCACGCGCUCUCUCACGCGCUCUCUCACGCACUCUCUCACGCGCUCUCUCACGGGCUCUCUCACGCACUCUCUCACGCGCUCUCAUGCACUCUCUCACGCACUCUCUCACGCGCUCUCUCACGCGCUCUCUCACGCGCUCUCUCACACGCACUCUCACGCGCUCUCUCACGCGCACUCUCACGCGCACUCUCACGCGCACUCUCAUGCGCUCUCACCCGCUCUCUCACGCGCUCUCUCACGCGCACUCUCACCCGCUCUCUCACGCGCUCUCUCACCCGCUCUAUCACGCGCUCUCUCACGCGCUCUCAUGCGCUCUCUCACGCGCUCUCACACGCCCUCUCAUGCUCUCUCCCUCUCUCGCGCUCACUCACGCGCUCUCUCACACGCUCUCUCACGUGCUCUCUCACGCACUCUCUCACGCGCCCUCUCAUGCUCUCCCUCACUCGCUCUCUCACGCGCUCUCUCUCGCGCUCACUCACGCGCUCUCUCACGAGCUCUCACACGCACACUCUACUCUCAUGCGCACUCUCAUGCGCUCUCACCCGCGCUCUCUCAUGCGCUCUCUCACACGCACUCUCACGCGCUCUCUCACGCGCACUCUCACGCGCACUCUCACGCGCACUCUCAUGCGCUCUCACCCGCUUUCUCACGCGCUCUCUCACGCGCUCUCUCACGCGCACUCUCACGCGCUCUCUGACGCGCACCCUCAGCCGCUCUCUCACGCGCUCUCUCACGCCCUCUCUCACGUCCUCUCUCCCACGCACUCCCUCACGCGCUCUCUCACGCGCACUCUCACACGCUCUCUCACGCGCACUCGGACUCUCACGCGCUCUCUCACGCGCUCUCUCACCGUUCGCUCCCACGCACACACUCUCCCUCGCGCUCCGUCUCUCCUUUUCUUCAAAUGA
Closterium sp. NIES-65 is the source of this 966-nucleotide messenger RNA. NCBI's taxonomy places the organism in Eukaryota, Viridiplantae, Streptophyta, Zygnematophyceae, Desmidiales, Closteriaceae. The record is from the annotation of a GenBank genome assembly.